Rhizophagus irregularis DAOM 181602=DAOM 197198 is the source of this 758-nucleotide messenger RNA. RefSeq lists its product as uncharacterized. NCBI's taxonomy places the organism in Eukaryota, Fungi, Glomeromycota, Glomeromycetes, Glomerales, Glomeraceae. The record is from RefSeq and is a predicted model, not a curated record. Gene Ontology annotation, molecular function: oxidoreductase activity; FMN binding. Gene Ontology annotation, cellular component: cytosol.
AUAAAAAUAGCCCUUUUCGCUAUAAUUCUACUUUAAGUUCUUUACAUUUAUUAAAAAACCAAUGUCUGUGUUUAAAAUUGCAGGAAUAUGCGGAUCACUUCGUAAAGAUAGCUUUAAUAAAAAAUUACUUCUUCGUACACAACAAUUAUGUUCUGAACAUAUCAAAGGAGCUACUAUCGAAAUUAUCGAUUGGAGUCAAGUGCCCAUUUAUAAUCAGGAUCUCGAAUCUAAUCCUCCACAAUCGGUACUUGAUUUCAAAAAUUCUCUCGCUGACCAUGAUGCAAUCAUAAUUUCUACACCGGAAUAUAACUACAGUAUUCCGGGUCCAUUGAAAAAUGCAAUAGAUUGGGCAAGUAGGCCCGUUGGCGAUCGUGGGCAAGUAUUUGCGGGUAAGGCUGUAGCAAUAAUAGGUUCCGGUCCAGGUUCCGGUCCAGGUUCUUCGGGUUCUGGACGCGCCCAAUUUGUUUUAAGAAAGUCUUUAGUUUUCUUGGAUAUGGUCCCAGUUAAUAAACCUUUGAUUACGAUUACUGACGCAGGCCAUGCUUUUAAUGAAGAUGGUAGCUUAAUUAAUAAGCAUUUUGAAAAUAAUAUUAUUAAAGUAUUGCAAAAUCUCGUUAAAUUAGGUAAACAAUUAAAAAUUGAUCCAGAAUAAUAUAAUAGCAAUAGUUCCAAAAAUAAUAUUGAUCUUGUAAUUUUAAAAAUCUUCAUGUCUAAAUUACAAAUAAAGUUAUAAUUAUUUAAACGUCCUGCAAAUUUAU